AUGCCGACAGCUCCGCCGCCAGCACCGCCUAUUUCUGUAGUCCCUCGUCCAGCUCCUAACGCUCGGAAUGCCUAUCAGUCGACAGCUACACCGGUUGAUCUUUCUCGUAUUGAUCCAGCCCUUCUUAGGCCUACAGCUGCAUCUACGGCAGCACCUACGGCAGCACCUACGGCAGCACCUACGGCAGCACCUACGACAGUACCUACGGCAGCACCUACAGCAGUACCUACGGCAGCACCUACGGCAGUACCUACAGCAGCGCAUACAGCAGCGCAUACAGCAGCGCAUACAGCAGCGCAUACAGCUACACCUACGGCUGCACCUGCAGCUAAGAAGCGCGGCCGGCCGCCUGGUGCAAAGGAUAAGGUACCACGGAAAAUGGCACUUCAGAGGAAAGAUAGUACUCAGCCUACGCCUUAGCCUAUGCCUCAGCCUACGCCUCAGCCUAUGCCUCAGCCUCAGCCUUAUCCUUAAGCACAGAGGCUUAGCCGAGAGGAGCUUUUACAUUAGCUUGCAGCGUAUGAUAAGGAAAUCAAGGGGUAUAUUAAUGAAGGUGAAGAGUAGGUGUAGGCGGCGAUGCUAGGGGGCCAGGCUUGAUGCAAAGGAGCCGUAAUAAGGUGAGG
This is a messenger RNA of Mytilinidion resinicola, 623 nucleotides long. RefSeq lists its product as uncharacterized. Lineage: Eukaryota; Fungi; Ascomycota; Dothideomycetes; Mytilinidiales; Mytilinidiaceae. The transcript has a single exon. The record is from RefSeq and is a predicted model, not a curated record. The coding region runs from base 1 to 420 and encodes 139 amino acids.